AUGGGUAAGGCGCUUCAGGACCUCCAAACCCACGUGCAGAGUGAGGGUGGGCGAGGGGGUCUGGAUGUGGAUGAUGGAAACGGGGUGUGGGCUGGGGAGAGGAUGCCAGAGGGGGAGCGAGGUGAGGCCCCAGGAGACCCUUUCCAUCAGGUCCUCAUCGCCGUGCGGGCGCUGUGUGGCCCGGGUCUGACCGCCCACCCCGAGGACAUCAGUGGCCUGGCCACGGAAACAGCUUCCUGCGGCAAAGAGGGGCGGACCUAG
Molecule: messenger RNA, 261 nt
Organism: Rangifer tarandus platyrhynchus (Svalbard reindeer)
Lineage: Eukaryota; Metazoa; Chordata; Mammalia; Artiodactyla; Cervidae
Source: the annotation of a GenBank genome assembly